Rotaria socialis is the source of this 1923-nucleotide messenger RNA. Lineage: Eukaryota; Metazoa; Rotifera; Eurotatoria; Philodinida; Philodinidae. The record is from the annotation of a GenBank genome assembly.
AUGAUGGAGCUCGAAAAUAUACCACUUGAAAUUGAUUCGAAUAAUGAAAACACAAUUCUAUCAUCAUCAUUACUGGACGAAAUAACUUGUGCGAUCUGUUUGGAUAUAUUCGAAGAACCAAAACGAACUUCAUGCUUACAUGUAGCAUGUCGUCGAUGUUUAGAAGAAUAUCAUCAUUCGUGUAAAAAUGAAAUGGAUAUUGCCACUUGCCCGCAAUGUCGGGCGCCAUCAAUUCUCCUGCCUAAUGGUGAUGCUAGUUGUCUUCCGCCAGCCAUUGAUAAAGAACAACUUAUAAAAAUCUAUAGACAGAAACAAGAUAUCAACAGUAAACACAUUGGUCAAUGUUCUCUAUGUCAAACUGAUUCUAUUAAUCUCUAUGGUCGAUGCUUUCAAUGUCAAGAAAAUUAUUGUCAAACUUGUUAUGGAUAUCAUGGACAUUUUCAUCCAGCAUCUUCACAUCUAUCUCGUACAUUUAAUGAAAUCCGUCUGUUACCGAACGCUCCAAUUGAACUCGAUGAAGCAAUUUCUUUCACAUGUUCGCAACAACACCAUAAACGUCCACUUGAAUUUUAUUGUGUUAAAUGUUGUGAAUGUCUCUGUUCGGAAUGUCUUAUUGAUGAAACUAAGUCUCAUCACCGACAGCAAUCUCAUACCAUAAAACUUCUAUCGCAAGUUGCACAAGACAAUCGUUAUCAAUUAGAACGUCUCUAUGUAAAUAAAUUAAAAUCAAUUCACAAAGAAUUAAAUGAAACAAUCGAUUUCAUUAGUAAAAUUCUCGAUCGUGAUCAACGAUUAUUUAUGAUAUUUGAUCAAUUACAAAAGCAAGAAGAUAAAGUGAACGAACUUGAUAAAUUAAUUCAAACAUUAGUGAAUCAUGCACAUGAUGUCCAUGUUGUUUCGUAUGAAAAACAAGCGAAAGAUCAAUUAACAGAUAUUCUACAUGAAAGACCGCCAAGACCAAGACAAGGAUUUUUACUUAAUGGAUUAAGAUUUGAACCAAUAUCAAACUCCAAACGUCUCAUGAAAAUAAUUUUACCAUUGGAAAUAUUGCCAACUGUUAAUGAUCCCAUACCUCAACAUGUUGAACACGCGUAUCUUGAUUUUAUUCCGAUAAGAAAUAAAAUUUAUUCGAAGCCUGUCAUUGGCUAUCAAGUAUCAUAUGAACAAUCGGAUUCUGCAUUGUUACGUCUAUUCGGUUCAUUUAUUCCACAACAAAUCAAACAGUUUACAUGUUCACUUUAUUCCUAUUCAUAUGUAAAUAGACAAUUUGUAAAAGAAGAUACUAGUGAAUAUUUAUUUAAUUUUCCAAAACAAUUUGAAAACGAAAUUAAACAAAAAUCUAAACAAGACACAAUAACUUAUUCCGAUAACGAUGCACAAAUAGUCAUCAUUUAUGAUUUUAAAGUUGAUUGUUUAACAAUAAAGCAAAUCAAUCUACUGUUUGGUUUAUCGAUAAAUGAAAAGAAAAAAGAAAAUUUUCUUGGCUAUGAUUUACAACUAACAUCGAUACACAUUCGUUUAUUAGCAAAUAAACAAAAACUACUUAUCUGUGGUUUAAAAUCGAAUAAUAAUAAAUUAAUCUGUUUUGUAUACGAUGUAAAUACACUUGAAAAUCUCGAUACAUAUUCAUGUUAUAUUGGAAAUAAUCUAAAGCAAAUUCUCGAUGUUACUAUUUGUAAUGAUGAAAAUAUUUUUAUAUGUUUUCAAACAAUCGAUAGACGAUUAUAUAUGUGGUGCGGAAAAGAUUAUAUUGAAGAGAUAGCUUUUAGUGGAAUUGAACUUGGAGAAAAUAAAUGCGUGAUUGAUCGAUUAGCUUUAAGUCAACAAAUGGAUAUUUUAAUUGCAUACAGAAAUAUGGAACAAGAUGAUGCCCGCACUUGUUUUGCUAUAAGCAAAUAUCUGAUGCCAUACUGUGACACUUAA